AUGAACCGUGCAACGGCUUCCCCACCCACCGAAGCCGCAUCGGUCGUCCCCCGAGCUUGCAAUGCAUGUCGAGCUCGCAAGAUAGGAUGCAAUCGCGAAUCUCCCUGUGCCAAUUGCGUCAGAGCAAAGAUCGAAUGUAUCUACAAUGAAAUACGACCCAGGGAGAAGAGGGCUCGCAUUCUUUUGAGCCACCAAUAUGAGCAAAAGAUCGACCACCUUGACAGUCGCCUGGAUGAGAUCCUAGAUCUUCUGCGACAACUCAAAACUCAGCAACCCACAACUGGCCGCCCAAUCCCCGAGAUCCAGCUCCGUGCACCAUCGCCAGCCAAUGUAACCGCUCCAAGAACACAACCCGCAGCUCUCUCAAUACCAGUCACACCAUCGCCAGCCGCAACAAGCCCAGACUCAUCAACCGCCACCACGCAUGUCAGGUCCAGUCAUGCUCAUGCAAACACCACACCGCCCAUGGUUGAGGGCAACUCAUCGCUUACCGCACAGACAGAGUUCGCCAGUGAAUUCCUGAAAACUGCCGUCCAUGACCGGGACUCGCAACCAGAAAUGCGCGAGCGCCUCGAUGCCCUUCGUGUCCUCGUCGAGGCCAUGAAAAAACAACCAGCGGCGGAUGAGAUGCGGUAUCCACAUGCUGCACCCGUCAAGACGCUAUCCUUGAAAGAUUGCAAGUUGCCCCCUAUUCAGAUUGUUGUUGAGGUUCUCCGGAUGACACAGUCCUUUAAGGUUAUGUGUCUGGCCUGGGUGUACGAGCUAAUACCUCUCACGGGGUUCCUUGAGGCAUAUGUGAGAGAGGACAACGAUUUGAUCACCCUCAUCAAUGUCAAUGUUGGUCUCCACUUCCUAUUUUGGGCGUGCGCACAAGUGGACCAAGAAAAGAAAGACGAAUAUCUUGGUUACGCGCAGACCUGUGGUAGUACCAUCGAAACAGCUUUGGCACAUCUGCCGCUGCAUCUUCCCGCCAACGAUGACACUAUCUCUGCGCUCCUGUCGGGAUCAUUUUAUGCCGUGGAGAUAUCCAAGCCCUCCCUAGCCUGGAUUCUGACUUCCAAGGCAUCAGAACUGUGCCAGACACUGGGCUAUCACCGAGCCAACGACGGCUAUGUCCUGUUCAAGUCUGGAGGGGCUGCAAAUGAUAUUGAUCGAUACAAGCGGCACUUGUUGUUUUGGUCCGUCUACAUUGUCGACAAGAGCCUGUCUCUCCGGCUUGGACGGUCCUCCAGUAUCCAAGACUACGACAUUUCCCUCCCAUAUCCUUCCACAAAUAAUCCCGGCAAUUCCGGCAUCACAGGAUUUUUUUUACUAUGGGUUCUCCUAGCAAAGUUACAGGGCCAGGUGUACGAGUUGCUCUAUUGCCCAGAGGCCGUCAUUGCGCCAGAAAGUGUCAAGAGAGAAAGGGUUAAGACUCUGCUGGGUCGUUUGGAAGAAUUCGAGGCCAAGACGGCAGAGGUGAUUCACCAAUGGAGUUCGUAUUGCCGCGAACAUGCCGGCGAUGACUUGACUGAUUUCUUUCUUGUGUCCGAUCACGUACUGCGGCUUAGUCUCCUCACAAUGGUGCAUCGCGCCGUUCCCAAUCCACCAGGAUCACCCACCACUUUCUCCACAGAGUGUAUAAACGUGGCACGCCAAACGCUAGGACGACACCAAGAGUGUAUGGAGUUAAUCAAGUCCACAAACUACGGGUUGUUCAGCACUUAUAUGCACUGGACGAUCCUAAUGGCCCCCUUCGUUCCGUUCAUUGUCCUUUUCUGUCAGGUAAUCGAAACAAAAGAUAAGGAUGAUCUUGCCAGACUGCAAGCCUUUGCCACGUCGUUACAGUAUGAGUCUUCCGUCACUGAGGCCGUGGAAAGACUCCGUCGUUUAUUUCAGGUGCUCGUCAGCGUGGCAUCCCAUCAUGUUCAAUCUCCUCCUACCAGCCAGAUCGGACAACGUACAGAUUUAAGACCCGACCUACCGAAAGAUACACACCAGGCCCAUCAGGCAGCGUUCGAAGUUGACGCUUAUCUCGGAACAUUAGGGUUUUCCCAACAAACUGUCUCAGAUCAGUGGCCCGAGAGCACAACUGGUCAAGGACAAGAGAAUGGCCGAGAAGGAGGAGAGUUUCCCGAGGGACAUCGAAUGGCUAACCCCAUGAUGUGGAUGUGGAAUGAGAUGCAGCUGGAGGAUUGGUUCUACAAUAAUGAUCAGAUAGAAGCGUUGGAAUCUCUGUAUAAUUAA
Molecule: messenger RNA, 2226 nt
Organism: Podospora anserina S mat+
Lineage: Eukaryota; Fungi; Ascomycota; Sordariomycetes; Sordariales; Podosporaceae
Exons: 7
Coding region: 1-2226 (741 amino acids)
Biological process (GO): DNA-templated transcription; regulation of DNA-templated transcription
Molecular function (GO): DNA-binding transcription factor activity, RNA polymerase II-specific; DNA binding; zinc ion binding
Source: RefSeq, a predicted model, not a curated record